AUGGGCUUUGAAGAGUUGGAGUUUGUGGAUGAGCCGGUGGACAAGAAUCUGACCUGCAUCAUUUGCUUGUCGGUGAUGAAGGCACCCACCACAAUUUGUCCCAACGGACAUACCUGUUGCGCAGAUUGCAUUGCCAUUGCCCAAGCUCAAGAUCAUCAUGAGUGUCCGGAAUGCCGAGAGCGUCUGCUGGAGAACAAGGUAUUGAAUCGACCCUUGCAGUCUAUCAUCAUGGGACUACGCGUCAAAUGCCCCAACAUGCGAGAUGUGUAUGUGGACAAGAGCAAAAACAACAAUCCAAAGCGGACAAGUCGCAGUGGAGAUGCCUGUUCAUGGGUAGGAACCUUGUCGGAUUUCUUGGUCAGCCAUAAUAAAGAAGGAGGCUGUGAGUUUGUCAAUAUCAAAUGCAUAUGUUGUGGUAUGAGAGUUUUCAAAGUCGACUGGGAAGAGCACCAGAAAACCGAAUGCCGUCGGCCCUGUACCAUGUGUGGAGCUAUUAUCCAAUCCUCUCAGAUAGACCAUCAUACCAAGAACCAAUGCCCCUACCGAGUGAUUCAAUGCAGUCUCUGCAAUCUCAAGGUUAUGGCAUGUGGAUGGAAUCUACACGUCGAAAAAGUAUGUCCCAACAAACUAGUUACGUGUAUAUGGUGCCAAUCCACCAUGCCGCGCAAGGAAGUGGGCACAGCCGUCCGUGAUGAGCAGCAAGAAAACCAAUACUUCUGUACGGGCCAUCUGGCCCAGUGUGCUCACAUGGAAGUUUUCUGUGAAUACCAUGCCCUGGGGUGCACAGCGCAUCAGAUGAAACGAAUGGAUCUGCCAAAGCAUCACAGGGACAGUGUGGACUACCACGUCCGACUGUUGGGACCUGCACUGCGCAACCUGCAAGAUGGUUGUCAGUGGAUUCAGAAAACAGUGCAAUGGGAUAUUGGACCGCAAAAAUUGCCCCAUGUUCUAAGUGGCGUCGGAGUCGAAAGUGAAACCAUUCCUGUUGGCGCCAUUUGCAGCGUCAACUUCAAGCUGCUACAGGGCUUGGAUGGAUCCAUAGAAGCCAAAUUUUGCACGCACGCGUCUAAGUGGAAGACAACAAGUGCCCCAAUUGUGGUUGAUAAGGUGGUUUUCGAGUCCUUGUGGGGAGACCAUGUGUGUCGUCUGGAGGGUGAGAGAACCAUGGAAGUUGACCCAGACAAUCGCAAUCUGUGGUGCAUCGCAGGCACUCUUCAGCUGGAAGUUCGUAACAACGAGGGUGCGACAACGUACCGUGCCUGUCGCUAUGAAGACUUGAUCCAAACCACGGAUCAAGAUCGAGUCUACAGUCUGGAGGUGCAGUUCCGUCUUCGGGCUGCACCCACCAAGAGUGUCAUUUCGUGUGUCUGA
Seminavis robusta is the source of this 1371-nucleotide messenger RNA. The record is from the annotation of a GenBank genome assembly. NCBI's taxonomy places the organism in Eukaryota, Bacillariophyta, Bacillariophyceae, Naviculales, Naviculaceae.